AUGUCAUUCAUGAAUGGCUGCGACCGGUGCUACUGCUCAGAGGAUGGUGUAUCAGCAGUAUGCCAGUUCCUGCCCUGUAACGACGUCACAGGCAACGACAGACUAGAAGAGAUCGAGAAGGAGCCAACAUACAUCAACUUGAGUAUUGUUGCUUUAAGUGUAGUACGCCGGGAAGGGAAAGACUGUCUCCGUUUGCACUCAGGCAACUUGUUCUACUUUUGUGGCUACCCAGAAGGAAAUCUCAAAGGAGAUGGUGGAAGUCGAAGUGAAGGUAGGGGUAGUGGUACAGUUGAAGGUGGACAUUUAGGUAGAGAUGGAAGUGGAGGCGUUGGUGGUAGAAGGGGUAAUGUAGGUGGGCAUAGAGGUGGAGUUAGUGGUGGAACUGUUGUUGGAGGUGAAGAUGGAGGUGGAAGUGGUGGCAGACGAAAUAGUGGCAGAGGUGGUGGAAAUGUUGGUCGAGGUGUAGCUAGCAGUGGAGUUGGAGGUGGAGGUAGAGGUGGAGGUGGGGAAGGAGGUAGAAGUAAAGUUGGAGCUGCUGGAAGUGGAGCUGGUGUAGGAGUUAGUGGAAAUGGAGGUGGACAUAGAGGUGGAGAUGUUGGAGGAAUUGGUGAUCGAAGUGGAAGUGGGAGUGAAGGUGGUCUUAGAUGGCAUAGUAGUAAGGGUGGUGAAGAUGCUGGUGAAAAUGGAGAUGGGCGGAGAAGUGAAUGUGGAGGUGGACGAGGAGAUGGACAUACAGGUGGAGGUAGAGGUGGCGAUGGAGCAGGAAGUAGAAGUAGAGUUGGAGUUGCAGGAAGUGGAGUUGGAUUAGGGGUUGGAAUUGGGGUUGGAGUGGGAGUAGGAGUUGGAAUUGGAGUAGGAGUUGGAGGUGGAGUUGGAGUUGGAAUUGGAGUUGGAGUUGAACCUGGGGAUGGAAGUGGAAAUGGUCACAGGGGUGAAGAUAGAAUGCGUUUAGUACCUGACCGUCCAUGCAUGCCAGGGAAUGUGGUCUUUCGAAACCACACCUAUAACUGCUUUUGUUUAGGUGAUAGUGACAAAGUUUUAUGUCUUGAUCUGGAAGUCAGAGCUAUAGGCAAAGAUGAGUUGACUUCUUAG
Messenger RNA from Schistocerca americana (American grasshopper), 1092 nucleotides. RefSeq names its product glycine-rich cell wall structural protein 1.8-like. NCBI's taxonomy places the organism in Eukaryota, Metazoa, Arthropoda, Insecta, Orthoptera, Acrididae. The transcript has 3 exons. Bases 1 to 1092 code for a protein of 363 amino acids. The record is from RefSeq and is a predicted model, not a curated record.